AUACGGAAGAAUUAAAAGAUUGCUAUAAUGAAGAUGAAAAGAAUCUAUUUUUAGAAGAUGUAAAAAAAAAAAAAAAAAGUUAUAAAUUAAUUGUAUGGAUACAAAUACAUAUGAUGAUAUUAGAAAGAUUAAAAGAAGAUGAAUGUUUAGCAAACAAACGUUUAUUUAUUGAUGUAUGUAUAGAACUAAUAAAAAAAGGACAUUUAUGUAAAAAUAAUGUAAUAAUAAUAGAAAUGUUAAAUAAAUUAAAAAAUGAUAUGUAUAAUUCGUUCUUAUAUUUGUUACCACAAGAAAAUCAUGAUAAAAAAAAAGAAGAGUGGUAUAAACAAUUAAAUAAAUAUUGGAUGUAUAAGGAAAGUACAUAUUUUAAUUUCUUAGGACAAAAAGAUAAUGAUGAAACCAUUCAUGAUAUAAUAAAAGAAUCCAUGAUAAGUGUUUAUGAUAAUAUGUUUAUAAAAAAUUAUGAUGAUCAAAAAUUUCAGUGGAUUGAUGAGGAUAACGAAAAAGAUUGGUUAAAAUGUGCAAAUGUAAAAAAGGAAGAAAUAUUCAGUCAUAAUAUAUGUGAAUAUAAACAUUUGAAGGAUAUAAAAAGGGAUGUACCAAAUGAGACGUCUUUCUUACUAAGUAAUAAUAAAACUAUUGUGGAGAAACAACAAGAUGAUGUUAUAGAUAUAUCGAAAAGUGAAUUACCUAUGUGUAAUAAAAUAAUGAUAGAAAAUAAAAUGAGUAUAUUAAGGGACAUUUAUAAAACAAAAGAAAUCUUGACAUUUUAUUCGGAAGAAAUGUAA
Molecule: messenger RNA, 788 nt
Organism: Plasmodium reichenowi
Lineage: Eukaryota; Apicomplexa; Aconoidasida; Haemosporida; Plasmodiidae
Product: surface-associated interspersed protein 1.2 (SURFIN 1.2)
Exons: 1
Source: RefSeq, a predicted model, not a curated record